Messenger RNA from Klebsormidium nitens, 1553 nucleotides. NCBI's taxonomy places the organism in Eukaryota, Viridiplantae, Streptophyta, Klebsormidiophyceae, Klebsormidiales, Klebsormidiaceae. The record is from the annotation of a GenBank genome assembly.
AAAGAAUCAUUCUCCUUGUCCCCCCUCUGUCAGCAGUGCAUGAAAGCUCCUCAUUGUCUUGGCUCACGCAAAAUUGGCGGAGCCCUGCUUUGAUUAAAUGAAGGGCAAGCCUGCUAAGCCACCAUGGCCUUGCCAGGGAUGGCGAGAGCCAGCCACUGACUGAAUUUUGACCGAGCUUUUUGUCAUUGAACGUCUAUCUUAUCCACAACAAGCCGGGCGUAGUGGAGAAGCAAAACUGAUCAUUUGGAUGAGGAAAGAUGGCGCAGGAAAGUAAAACAAAAGUUGUCAUUAGAAAAUUGCCACCGUAUUUGAAGCAGGAAGGGCUUCUGGAGGCGGUGAACAAGAAUUUUGAAGGAGCUUAUGAUUGGUUCUCUUACUACCCUGGAAAGCUGAGUCACCGGAGGCUGGUGCACUCAAGAGCUUACCUUAACUUCAAGAAAGCGGAGCUCGUAUACGACUUCUACGAGAGUUUUGAUGGCCACAUCUUUGUCAAUGAAAAGGGGGUCCAAUUCAGAGCAGAGGUGGAGUAUGCUCCUUAUCAGAAGGUUCCGAAAGGGCGCAACAAGAAGGACCUGCGGGAAGGCACCAUAUUUGAAGAUCCCGACUAUCUCUCUUUCCUGGCUGAGCUGGAAAAUCCCAAGCCGAGCGCUUCUGCCAGCGAUGCUAAAAGGGAAGAGGCAGAAAAAGCAGCUGCCAAAGGCCCGAUAAUCACGCCGCUCAUCCAGUUCAUCCGGGACAAGAGGGCCAGCAAGGCAGCAGGGAGGGAGAAAGUCGGGCCCCGAAGCACGUCUAGGGACUCGGCACGGAAAGCAGCUUCAGCGGCUCCCUUGGGUUCGGCCUCCAGCAGAAGCGGGAAAGGCGGCUCCAAUGAGAAGGGUAUAUUGGAGCGGAAGGGCACCGGCAAAGAUGAUUCGUCUCGAAAGUCGUCCGCACGUACAUCUAGACGGGACUCUAGCUCGGCUUGUGAAGCGGACAAGACCGACUCAUCCUCCCAAAAUGCUGCCCGUUCCACCCCCCGUGACCCGACUGGCAUCCUGAAACGGCCCCCAACUCCUGAGAGCGAAGCCGGCCCUUCAAGCGACCGGAGAAAAGACGCCUCCGCUCGGGGGGGUCCCGAAAAGCGCAUCGUCAAAGGCGCCCUUGCAUCCAUCAUCGGAGGGGGACUCGGGAGGCCGCCACGUGGCAGCCGGGAUGCUGAUGUCAGAGAUGCCGGAUUCGGGGACGGCACUUCCCGGGGGGGUGGCCGGCAGUCCAGGAGAGAUCAGCGAAGUGCCCCUGCGCCGAGUCCUCUUCCGGCCGAGCCCAGCGGGUGGGGCGACCUCCCCGACGGAGCUUCAACCGCUGCGAACAGUUCCGCGGGUCCUUCUGCGGAUUGGGGGACCGAGAACCCGCUUGCCGCGAACAUGGCAAAGACGGGGACUGAGCCAAGCGCGGGCGGAAGGAAGGAGGGCGCUUCUCGGAGGGGGGGGGUCGCGGGGGCAGGUCGUCGGGGGGAAGGAGCGAGAGCGAGCCACAAGCGACGGGCUGGGAUGACGUCAGCGACGGGCUGCUGA